AUGCUUACAAGAUCAUUAAUCUCUGGACAAAGGAAGUACUUCAUUAGAGUUUUUUCAACUUCAAACAAACAAUAUGACCUCACUGUUAUUGGGGGAGGUCCAGGAGGCUACGUUGCUGCUAUUAAAGCUGCCCAACUUGGCUUAAAGACUGCUAUUGUUGAGAAACGUGGAUCCUUAGGAGGUACUUGACUGAACGUUGGAUGAAUCCCCUCAAAAGCCCUUCUCAAUUCCUCUCAUAAGUACGAAGAUAUGAAGGAGAACUUUGAUACUUACGGAGUUUACGCUGACAACGUCAGGUUUGACCUUGGAAAAAUGAUGAAGCAGAAGGACGCAGCUGUGAGAAGUUUGACUAGGGGAAUAGAAUUCUUGAUGAACAAAAACAAAGUUGACUACUACAAGGGGUGGGGUAAGUUUGCAGAUUCUACUACCAUCUCUAUUGAUCUAAAUAAUGGGAAGACUAAAUCUAUUAGAUCAAAGAACACUAUCAUUGCAACAGGAAGUGAACCUUCUCCUUUUCCGGGAGGUAAAUUAAGCAUCGACGAAAAUAGGGUAAUCAGCAGCACAGGAGCAUUGUCCUUGAAAGAAGUGCCCAAAAAGAUGAUCCUAGUUGGAGGUGGAGUCAUUGGCCUUGAAAUGGGAAGCGUUUAUAGCAGACUCGGGACUGAAGUAGUAGUGGUUGAGUUCAUGGAUAGAAUUAUGCCAAACUUCGAUAAGGAAAUAUCUUCCACCUUCACCAAUAUUCUCAAGAGGAGAGGCUUUAAGUUCAUGUUUAAUACAAAAGUUGUAGGAGGAAGCUUAAAGAAAAAUGGAGCGGCUCUUCAAAUAGAGACAGUAGAUGGAGACAAGCUCGAUGAUCUUGAAGCUGACUACGUCCUUGUGGCAACGGGAAGAAGGCCAUACACUGAAGGUCUUGGACUAGAAAAUAUUGGUGUAACUCCUGAUGUGUUUGGAAGGAUCGAAGUUGAUGAUAAGUUCACCACAAAUGCACCCAACAUUUAUGCUAUUGGAGAUGUCAUAAGAGGCCCAAUGCUUGCACAUAAAGCUGAGGAAGAGGGAGUUUGAGUUGUUGAGAAUCUGAAGGGGUUAAAUGGACAUGUUAACUAUGAUGCGAUUCCUGGAGUUGUAUAUACUCAUCCUGAAAUUGCCACUGUUGGAAAAACAGAAGAGGAACUCCAAGAGGCUAAAGUGAAAUACUCAGUUGGGAAAUUCCCAUUCUCAGCUAAUAGCAGAGCAAGAACUAAUAAUGAAGCAGAUGGAUUUGUCAAGGUGCUUACUGAGAAAGACACAGAUAAGCUUCUAGGAGUUCAUAUGAUAGGGAGCAAUGCAGGAGAAUUGAUUGCUGAAGCAGUCAUUGGUAUCGAAUAUGGAGCAACAUCAGAAGAUAUAUCUAGAAGUUGUCAUGCUCAUCCAACACUUUCAGAGGCCAUGAAAGAAGCAAUGAUGGCUGCCCAUUUCAAAGCUGUUCAUGUGUAA
Moneuplotes crassus is the source of this 1473-nucleotide messenger RNA. The record is from the annotation of a GenBank genome assembly. Lineage: Eukaryota; Ciliophora; Spirotrichea; Euplotida; Euplotidae.